CAGCAGCGCUGCUGUAAGAAUGAAGCGCGAGCAGCAGGUCUGAAGGACAGCAGUGACCGGUCUGUCAUUGACAGCAGGCUGCUUGGCGAAACCAAAUCACGUCGAAGAACACCGCGACAUCCGCAGAUGAAAUGCACCUGCCUUCAGCGACCCAUUUUCUCCUUCGAAACCUCAAGGUCCUUCGCCGGUAAUGUAACAGGAAGAACGGGCACUGAUGUGACACAUUGGAUCUAUCUAUUGAGUGAACGCGCUUUCACAUUUAACAGUUUGGACAAUAUUGUCGCAUAAUUAUGAGCUUUUUUUAUGUCUGCGAAGCUAUUUGAACACGAAUAUAUUGAUCAGUGAGCCUGGUUUCCAUCGGUGCCAAUAAUAUUUCCUGUCAACAUACCACCAGUUCUUUUCAGUCUGUCUUGAACAAGGAAAUUGGAUAAGGAUGGAACCAGAGCAACAUAUUCAAAGCCAGUGCAAGACUAAUGAUCUGGCAUCAUUUGGACAACCAAAAGGACCAGCAGAUACAUCCCCAUCCUCCACAUCUUCUCCUGCCCCUUCUACACCACCAGCGGCUCCAGCCAGGCCACGCCGGCCUCAGAGGAGCCCGCGGGUGGAAGGAUCUAUCGACGUAUCGGAGCCCAAGCCUCCAGAAUCUCCUAAACCGCAGCAGCUGAGCAACCAGGCUGAACCAACCAGCCCCAACAGCUCCAAUCACCCCUCAGAACCUCAGCCUAAACUCACUGUUGCGCAGGUGGUGGAGGAUUUCAGGGUGCACAUUAUCACGUGGAACGUGGGCUCAGCCAUGCCUCCUGACGACAUCACUUCAUUACUGGGGCUGAAUGUUGGUGAUGGGAACACAGACAUGUAUAUUAUAGGCUUACAGGAAGUGAACUCAAUGAUCAACAAACGACUGAAAGAUGUUCUUUUCACUGACCAGUGGAGCGAGGUCUGCAUGGACGCUCUCAGCCCCUUUGGAUAUGUACUGGUCACUUCUCAGAGGAUGCAGGGAAUGCUGCUGCUGGUCUUUGCCAAGUACUUUCACCUGCCGUUCCUGAGAGGCAUUCAAACACAGACCACGCGCACUGGCCUCGGCGGGAUCUGGGGGAAUAAAGGAGGUGUCAGCGCUCGCAUGAAUGUGUUUGGUCAUUCGAUCUGUUUCUUGAACUGUCAUCUGCCUGCACACAUGGAGAACUCAGACCAGCGCAUGGAGGACUUUGAAAGCAUCCUGCAGCAGCAGCAGUUUGAAGGACAAGCAGCUACAGGCGUCAUGGAUCAUGAUGUGGUUUUCUGGUUUGGAGACCUGAAUUUUCGAAUCGAGGACCUGGAUAUGCAAGUUGUGAAAUCAGCCAUUGACAAUAACAAACUGUCCCCAUUAUGGGAAAAAGACCAGCUGAACAUGGCUAAAGGCAGUGAGACUGUGCUUGAAGGCUUCCACGAGGGGCCGCUUAAAUUCCCUCCUACGUAUAAGUUUGAUGUGGGUACAGACACGUAUGAUACCAGUGGUAAAAAGCGUAAGCCAGCAUGGACUGAUCGUAUUCUUUGGAGGUCGAGGCCGAUGGCUCAGGUCAGCAACAGCAUGUCGAAGCGCAGCUCCUUGUCAGGUCUAACCAGCGGAACUUGUGUGUCUCAGCAUUUUUACCGCAGUCACAUGGAGUACACCAUCAGUGACCACAAGCCCGUCUCCUCUAUUUUCACUCUGCAGUUCCCAUAUAGGGUGGACAUGCCUUUAGUAACACUCUUUGUAGAGGAUGAAUGGACAGAGAUAUCCGAUGCAGUGGCCAAAUACAAGGUGGCACCCAACUUUGCUCGAAGCUCUUGGGACUGGAUUGGGCUUUACAAGGUUGGGUUUAAACAUCAUAAAGACUAUGUGGGUUAUGUUUGGGCCAAGCAGGAAGAGUCUGAUUUCUUGAGACAGGAGCACCAAGUGAUUUUUACUGAGGAAGAAUUGCCAAAGGAUUCUGGGGACUUCAUACUAGGUUAUUAUAGCAACAAUAUGAGCUCCAUUGUGGGCGUCACUGAGCCAUUCCAGAUUCAACUGCCAGCAUCCGCCGCAGCUGGUCUGAGUCCAUCUGACAGCUCUGACUUCACAUCUGAUGAUGAGGUGAAGAAGAGCGACUCCUGUGACUCCAGCCCUGAGACUGAAGAGAAGCAGAGCAGCAGCUGGAGCUCCAGACGAGCCAAAGGGAAGACGGCAAACCCCAAUGAACCGCACUCCAAAGACACCUCUGCACAUUCCAGCUCCAGCAGGCCGGCCGGUGGGACCGCCGGGUCCUUCGGUGACCCCGUCGCUAUGGAUGACAGCUCUAACGCAGGAAAAGAUGCAACCAAGCCAGAGGAACCUUAGCUAAGCACAGCACCUUCUCUGGAGAAAGAUAUCAGCUCGAGGCUGGGAUCGCAGGUUUCAGCUGGGUCUGUGAUGUCGUUGUACAUUUACUGUCCUGUGAUGUUGUUUAGAGAUGUUGUCUUAUAUGUUGCAGGGCAGAAGUAAGCGUUUAGUAUGUGGCUCCCUCCAGCAAACACAAGAGGGCAGACUAAAUUGUUUGUGCCUGUUCUGUGUAGUCAUUCUAUUCAUAUUAUUCUUCUCCUAUUCCUUUCUAACUGCACAAGACUAAAUCUGAAACUCUCAGAAAUAAUCUUCGAUAUACAUGCACAAUAAUAUGUGAUUCAUGGAUUUGGUUUUCCAGGAUCAACCAGGGUUUAAUGCACAACAGAACACAAUUCUGGUUCUUAUUGGAUUUACUGGAGCAGAUCCUCUUAAGCUUUUCCAGUGCUCUGUUCCAAACUCUAGUUGAGCUGCCUAUCUAGGCAUCAUUAGCUAUGUUUCCACCCAAAGUUGUGAAUUUAAUUUAUGCACAAAAUUGAAAUAGCGCACAAACCUUUUAUGAAUAAAGCACCAUUUUUAUCCAGCAAGACGAAGAGAACAAAAUCGUAACUUCCUGAAAACUGGUGCCACAUAUCUCUAAGAAAAGGUCAUUUGCUGCAGUAGGAGGAGCCACUGUGGGUCUUUUUCGUAAAAUAAAUUACGCAGACAAAAUGCAAUAAACACAGUCAUGUCAUCCUGCAUUCGGAGGCGGAUGCAUGCUGUUUGGAAAUGCAGACAGUUCUGUAAGGUUGUCAUACCGAACCACUUUGGCGACAGAAUUUGGCUCAAGCUUUUAAAAAUGACUAAAACAACAUUUCAGAUGCUGUGCAACAAGAUCGGUCCACUGGUUAGUCCAGUUAUGCCGUCUCAUUGCGCAAAGUCACAUGACUUUUAGAUGCACAUCAAGGAAUUUAUUCAUAGUUUAUGCGCAUGUUUUCUUAUCAGAUAAAAAAUGUAUCUGCCUCAAUUGAUUGCAUACAUUUUUAGAAUUUUGGUGCAUCUUGCCAUUUCCAUCAUGUGUUUUUUUAUGCAAUACCCCAAAAAGUGCAUACAAAUAGGUGGAUGGAAACAUAGCUACUGACACGCACCAGACUCCCAG
This is a messenger RNA of Sinocyclocheilus anshuiensis, 3452 nucleotides long. Its product is annotated as phosphatidylinositol 4,5-bisphosphate 5-phosphatase A-like. Lineage: Eukaryota; Metazoa; Chordata; Actinopteri; Cypriniformes; Cyprinidae. Gene Ontology annotation, cellular component: plasma membrane; ruffle; cytoplasm. The transcript has 13 exons. Gene Ontology annotation, biological process: negative regulation of peptidyl-serine phosphorylation; phosphatidylinositol dephosphorylation. Bases 434 to 2335 code for a protein of 633 amino acids. The record is from RefSeq and is a predicted model, not a curated record. Gene Ontology annotation, molecular function: phosphatidylinositol-4,5-bisphosphate 5-phosphatase activity; phosphatidylinositol-3,4,5-trisphosphate 5-phosphatase activity.